GAUCGACUUGAAGCUUUUUGCAUCGGUGUAUAUGGAUAAGCAUUUCUCAUGUUCUUGAAAAGAUAAGAUGGUUAUAAUGACAACCGCUGACACUUUAUGCAUUGUGGGAACAUAUGUUUUUGUCUGUCAUUCUCCUGAUUGUGAUGAGAUAAGCUCUAUGUGAUUCUCUGAAGGUGCCUUUGUUUACCCAUCUCCAUCCCGAAAAUACCUGAUCGAACAGGCUGAAUCGGUGUCUGAUCAAAUAUCGAUGGCGUUCUACCACUACUCCAACUACUAUCAGAAUCAUCAGCAGGAUCACGGUGAGGAUAAUUUCUCUUGCAAUUUUAGCUAUGAUUAUGCUUCAGAUCGACCCUUCUUAACAUCUUACUCCAACAACCCCGACAAUGAGUUCUUUGAGAACCAGUCCUUUGGAUAUGAUCUUCAUCAACCCGAUGACAUCGAGAAUGCUGUUUCUUACCCUUCUUCCUAUGCUGACUUCUCCUCGGAUCAGCAGCUCGUAACAUCUUAUCUAGCCUACAGCUUCAAUGAAGAUAAUCAAUUCUUCGGUGUGCAUGGCUACAAUGGCCAUCCUCCUCAUCAUCAUGAGCACCGUGCUUCUUAUUACAGCUACACUCCGAUCCAACCCACAGUUGCAUACUCUGCCUCCCCUUUGUAUGAGUCAAAAACCUUCAAAAUCGACCCUCAUAACCCCUAUGAGACCCGAUUCAUUAUAUCCUAUUCUACCAUGGAGUUUAAUGAGCCUGAGUUCGAGGACUAUGACCCAACGCCUUAUGGGGGCGGCUACGAUCCUUCCUUGACUUAUGGGAAGCCUCUCCCACCUUCGGAUGAGGUUUGCUACCCAAAAGAUUCCGGCAAGGAUGAUGCAAAAGUACAACCCCAAGGUAAAAUAGCAGCUCCUGAAGAGAUCACUGUGCCUGCUCCUAUUGAAGGGACCGAUCGGGGAGAAGAGCGGUCGACGGGGAAGCAGGAAGAGCCGAAGCCCCUUGUCCCAGUUCCGGAAGUGGAAAAGCAGGGAGACCAAGAGUACGGGACUUAUAAUUCCCCACCAGAGGUUAACGCAAAUGGAGACGACAGGAUGUUCCCCCUGCCCCCACCAGGGCUUGGGUUGGACGCAUUGGAUAUCUGUGAGAGCUUGUUCGGGUACUGGCCAUGUCUAGCUCGGGAUGCAAGGCGAGGGUACUGCUGCUGUCCACACGGAUAUGACUAUCGAGGAAGAUGCAUCCAAAGGAUUAAUGAAUGUGAAGGCGCUGCAAAUUAUCUCUUCGGGAGCCCAGAUCCCUACUAUGGUAUGACUAAUGAAGGAAGGGCAUAUGAUCGUGAAAUUGGUGAGUUUACUUCUUAUUCUUACUCUUCUUCCUCUUCUUCUUCUGUCUAUACCCAAGAAAGGCAGCAUUAUGAGGAUCAAGGAGUUCAGCACAGGCAGGCUGAGUAUGAUCAGAUUUCAUGGAUUGACAAGUUAAAGAUCUAGUGAGGACUUUAAUGAUCGAUCUUGCUCUAUCUGGACGACUCGGGAAAAUUUCUACUGCACCCGAGAUAUUGUACCUGAGGGUUCAUCAACUGUUACAUGAUGUUUGUGCAUGUUCGUUCCUUGUAUUUUACUAGUAAAUUAGUACAAUCACUUGGCAGUUGGCUCAUGUAAAGUGUGAAAAGAUAGUUGUUUCUUACAACGGCUAAACGUCUGUGAUAUCUAUUAUCUAUAUACUGUAAAAGACUACAUGCUUAUCCGCGAUC
This is a messenger RNA of Punica granatum (pomegranate), 1731 nucleotides long. The record is from RefSeq and is a predicted model, not a curated record. NCBI's taxonomy places the organism in Eukaryota, Viridiplantae, Streptophyta, Magnoliopsida, Myrtales, Lythraceae.